Messenger RNA from Plodia interpunctella (Indianmeal moth), 2268 nucleotides. RefSeq names its product drop dead (gene drd). The record is from RefSeq and is a predicted model, not a curated record. The coding region runs from base 26 to 2107 and encodes 693 amino acids. The transcript has 12 exons. Gene Ontology annotation, molecular function: acyltransferase activity, transferring groups other than amino-acyl groups. NCBI's taxonomy places the organism in Eukaryota, Metazoa, Arthropoda, Insecta, Lepidoptera, Pyralidae.
GCGCCCUAUCAUUGAGUAUUCCGCAAUGGAUGCGCGCGCAUGCGUCGUCCUGCUGCUGGCAGCGGCUGCCGCGGCCCGCGACUGCAUCGAACUCACCCUCCCGCCGAAAAGCCUCCUCACAGAAUCAAUUCUAAACGGCACAAUAUUCAGACUGACCGCGAGAAAUGAAUCCAUCGAACGUUACCCUCAAGUGAAUAUUAUGAACCUUUUCAAUCGAUUCCCGAAAGUGGUUGUGCCGAGAAACGGGACCAAUGAACAGUGCAGGAUCGACAGCCAAAUGUUUCUGGACGGCCUGGACAACUUAGAGCUUUGGGCGCUGAAAAUGUUCGAUGCGACAGCGAAGCCUCCUUCGGGUAUCCUGAGCGGCAACGGGAACCAAUAUGGCGACUUCGACGAGUGCCUCAGCGUCGACGGGGCAGUCCAGGGGAAAUACUGCCUUGCUUCUCUCCAGAUCACCUUCGACAAAGAGAGAUAUCGUGAGCUGGAUUACCUGAUACAUAGUGGACAUUAUAUCAGAAGCAAUGUUACUGAUAUGGGUCACCGCGUGCCCCGCUACUCUAGCCUGCUCUGGGGGGUGUGCAUCCCUAGCUCCUGCAGUAGCUUCGACCUGGAGGAGGAACUGUCCCACAGUCUAGCUGGACUAGGCAUGAGGGUCAAGGUUCACAAUACCAUGUGCACGGUCAAAAACCCCAAACGACCUUAUUCUUUUGGCAAGACCUUGUCAAUCACAUUUUUCCUAGCAGUUCUCCUACUGCUCAGCUUGGGAACGUUGCUGGAUGACGGCAAGGAGGGCGACACAAAUUUCGAAAAAUUACUCAAUGCCUUCUCCCUAAAACGCAACCUGAAGAAAGUUUUCGACCUAUCAGACACCCCCACAAGGGUGAAGGGGGUGGAUGCUAUUAGGGGAGUCAAUGCUUUCGCUUUACUAAUAGCUCAUAAGUCUAUGGCGAUGGCACAUAACCCUUAUGUCAAUAAAGUUCACUUUUCAGCGGUGUUCGGUAUGCCCUGGGCUGUCGUCGGAAGAUCAGCAAUACUUUACACGGACAGUUUCUUAUAUCUGAGUGGAUUUCUGAACGCACACAAUCUACUUCAAGAUUUGGAUAAGAAAGGAACCAUCGAUGUCAAAGGCCGGCUCCUUGCCAGGUGGUUCAGAUUGUUCCCGCUGUUCCUCAGCCUGAUGCUAUUCUGCACGUACAUCCUGCCCGACGUGAACAACGGCCCGCAGUGGAACCUCGUGGUGGAGGAGCACAGCAGGGUCUGCGAAAAGACCAUGUGGAAGAGCUUCCUCUUCAUCCACAACUACUUCGGCUUUGAGGAAAUGUGUCUAACCCACACCCACCAGAUCGGCAUGGACAUGCAGCUGUACGUGGCUACACUGCCUCUCAUGCUGGUCCUCGCCAAGUCCAGGACCUUGGGUUUGUCCCUCAUAUUCCUCGUGGCUGCAGCUUCUACUGUGCUGAGAUAUCUGGCCAUCUACUGGUACGAUAUCAGCAUGUUCGUCUAUUAUGGCAUCUCAGUGCAAAAGUUACUAGACGCCGCGCGAUUCUCGUACAUACUGCCGACCCACCGCGCCACCAUCUACCUGAUCGGCGUCGCCAUGGCUUACUUCAUGAGGAAUAAUAAACUGAACUUAGCAUUGUCCAAGAACCAAGUGAGACUUCUGUGGCUGACUUGCCUGUCGCUGGCAGCAGUCACCAUCGUGAGCCCGUACCGCAUGGGGCUGGAGGGCUACCAGUAUGAACACACCCCAGCCGCCUUGUUUUCUGCCCUCUCCCCGAUUUUAUGGGGAGUCUUCAUGUGCCUCACUCACUGGGGCAUUUGCAAUGACUAUGCAGGUAUAGGCACCAUAUUCAUCGAAUCACCAGUGUUCAAAUUCUUCAACAAGAUCGCUUACGGGGUCUACCUGACCCAGUUCCCGAUCUUCUUCUACAACGUGGGCGUUCAGAGACACGCGGAGCAUUAUAAUCCUCUGCUGCUUGUACACGCGCCAGAGAUGAUAUCCAUCUUUUUGGUUUCUAUCUUAACCACAGUGACUAUUGAGAUGCCCUUCAACAAGGUCUAUAGGAUAUAUUUCGGAAAAUCGCAGACAAAAUUAAAGGACAAAUAAUGCAACGAGACAAAGACUAGAAAUAAAUAUAGACUGUAUAUAGCUAGGUUAAGCCAAACAUCACGUAUCCGCGUAUUUAGUAUUUAGUUCGACGUUCGACUAUUUUUAUACCGAGAAUCGAUUAAUUAAUUGAUGUAAAAUAAACGAGUGGUAAUAGAAAA